Molecule: messenger RNA, 1111 nt
Organism: Triticum dicoccoides
Lineage: Eukaryota; Viridiplantae; Streptophyta; Magnoliopsida; Poales; Poaceae
Product: chlorophyll a-b binding protein of LHCII type 1-like
Exons: 1
Coding region: 94-894 (266 amino acids)
Biological process (GO): photosynthesis, light harvesting
Cellular component (GO): membrane
Source: RefSeq, a predicted model, not a curated record
AUUCUGUGCUCUCAAGCCAUCUCACAGCUCACACUAAGCCUCUCCCUCGCUCCAUCGGAGAACCUAAGGGACAACUCCCGUCCUAGCAACCCAAUGGCAGCGGCCACCAUGUCCCUCUCCUCCCCGGCCUUCGCCGGCAAGGCGGUGAAGAAUGUGUCGUUGUCGGCCCUCUUCGGUGAGGCACGCGUCACCAUGCGCAAGACUGCGGCAAAGGCAAAGCAAGUUGCUUCAAGCAGCCCGUGGUACGGUGCCGAUCGCGUGCUCUACCUUGGCCCACUAUCAGGUGAGCCGCCGAGCUAUUUGACCGGUGAGUUCCCCGGUGACUAUGGGUGGGACACCGCUGGACUCUCAGCUGACCCCGAGACCUUCGCAAAGAACCGUGAGCUGGAGGUGAUCCACUGUCGAUGGGCCAUGCUUGGUGCCCUCGGUUGUGUCUUCCCUGAAUUGCUUGCCCGCAAUGGUGUUAAGUUUGGCGAGGCUGUUUGGUUCAAGGCCGGCUCCCAAAUCUUCAGUGAGGGUGGCCUAGACUAUCUCGGUAACCCCAGCCUCGUCCACGCGCAAAGCAUCCUGGCCAUUUGGGCUUGCCAAGUUGUGCUCAUGGGCGCUGUCGAGGGGUUUCGCAUUGCCGGUGGCCCACUCGGCGAGAUCGUUGACCCACUUUACCCCGGAGGUAGCUUUGACCCACUCGGGCUAGCCGACGACCCUGAUGCGUUUGCGGAGCUCAAGGUGAAGGAGAUCAAGAACGGCCGUCUUGCCAUGUUCUCCAUGUUUGGCUUUUUUGUGCAGGCUAUCGUCACCGGCAAAGGCCCACUAGAGAACCUCGCUGACCAUAUCACCGACCCCGUCAACAACAAUGCGUGGGCAUUUGCCACCAACUUCGUGCCCGGCAAGUAAGACACCUACUAGGGUUGACUUGAGGGCUGGCGGGGUGGUCUGAUAUGUACUACCAUCAUGUAAAUUACAAGAAUCCGUGCAAAAGCAUUGUUUGAUCUGUCAACAUUUAUUCUCAUGUCCUGUAUUUAGCUACUUGUUGUAGUUGCACUCUAUACUUCACUAGACAACGACUUGUGCACUGGUAUUGUUUGAUUUAUCAACAUUCAUUCUCAUGUCC